This is a messenger RNA of Pipra filicauda (Wire-tailed manakin), 1025 nucleotides long. It is a transcript of the gene LRMDA, whose product is annotated as leucine rich melanocyte differentiation associated. The annotation marks the transcript as partial. Gene Ontology annotation, molecular function: protein binding. Lineage: Eukaryota; Metazoa; Chordata; Aves; Passeriformes; Pipridae. The transcript is spliced from 5 exons. Gene Ontology annotation, biological process: melanocyte differentiation. The record is from RefSeq and is a predicted model, not a curated record.
GGGCUGCCCAGGGAGGUGGUGGAGUCACUGUCCCUGGAGGUGUUUAAGAAAGACUGGACGUGUCAUUAACUGCCAUGGUCCAGUUGACAUGCUGGUGUUUGGUCACAGGCUGGACUGGAUGGUCUCAGAGGUCUCUUCCAGCCCAAGUGACCCUGUGAUGCUGUGAGGCGCGGCGGUCGGUUGUGCGCCGCUUUGGACUGGCGUUCUAGGCAGGAUGUCACAGCGGGGCCCGGAGCGGCUGCCAGACAGGGACCCCUGGGGCCUGGACACACAGACCCUCUCCCCACGCUCUCGCCUGUCGGCCCCGCGUUGGAGGCCCCGGUCCUGCCCGGGGCCGGCGCUGCGCCCCCCGCGCGGCCGCAGGAGGCGGCGGGAGCCCGGCGCUGGCGCUGCCACCGCCCCCGGCCCGGCCGCGCUUCCGCCCGCGUCAGCUGACUGCUGCAGGGAGCGGCGCGCCCGCUCCGGCCCCGAGCCCGCGGAGCCCCGGCCACCCCGCAGCCAUGGCAGGGGUCGUGGUGAGCGGAGCCCAAGUGUCCUACAUUAGUCAAGACUGUGAAGAAAUUCCAGAAUUCCUAGGACGAAAAUAUGGACAUAUGGCAAAAAGGCUAGAUCUUAGCUUCAACUUGUUAAGGUCACUAGAAGGACUGAAAACAUUCAGUUACUUGGAAGAGCUGAUCCUGGACAACAAUCUACUUGGAAAUGACCUUCUGUUACCCAGGUUACCCCACCUCCAUACCUUAACGCUCAACAAGAACCAAAUAACAGAAUUAGAAAGCCUUUUGGACCAUUUGGCUGAAGUUGUGCCCUCACUACAGUAUCUCAGUUUGCUUGGAAACAUUGCUUGCCCAAAUGAACUGGUCUGCAAAGAAAAGGAUGAGGAUGACUACCAGAGGUACAGAUAUUUUGUCCUGCAUAAAUUGACGAACCUGAAAUUUCUUGAUACUCGGAAAGUAACCAGGAGGGAGAGAGAGGAAGCCUUGGUAAGAGGCGCCUUCAUGAAAGUGGUUAAGCCCAAGGAUGCUAAG